CCAGGCUCCUUCUCUUCCUGAAAUAGAACCAACAGUUUCAUCCACCUUGGUGCGUAGCGUUUCUCCUCUCGCAAUGCCUCCGUCAUGGCUGACCGUAUACGCAAGCGAAAGAACCGAGACGGUUCUAGCACCCAGCGCCGCCGUCGUCUUGCCGAGUUCUCGUCCUCGUCCGGAUUCCUCAUGCCUAAGUGCUCUUACUGCCACGAACACGGGCUUGAUUGCCAUGUGUCCGGUACCUCGAAUCGCUGUGGUCCUUGCAACCGGGUAAACCGCCCAUCGUGCGAUGUCUGGGGCCUCGACCCCGGCACUUGUAGGGUUCUCCUUGGGCGAUCGUUGGCGGUGGGUUGACGCUUCUUAGUUCGUUCGUUUCUUUCGGAGAAAGACAAGCUUGAUCGUGAAGAAGAGGAAACGCUAGCGAAGUUGCUUCGUCUUCGCAAGCAGAAGCGGGCCUUGGAGGAACGAGUGAAGAAGGCGGUAUCUCGCGAGCUUCGGGAUAUU
Molecule: messenger RNA, 498 nt
Organism: Parathielavia appendiculata
Lineage: Eukaryota; Fungi; Ascomycota; Sordariomycetes; Sordariales; Chaetomiaceae
Exons: 1
Coding region: 85-348 (87 amino acids)
Source: RefSeq, a predicted model, not a curated record